Molecule: messenger RNA, 1870 nt
Organism: Rana temporaria (common frog)
Lineage: Eukaryota; Metazoa; Chordata; Amphibia; Anura; Ranidae
Gene: LGALS9
Product: galectin 9
Exons: 10
Coding region: 66-1007 (313 amino acids)
Biological process (GO): positive regulation of gene expression; negative regulation of CD4-positive, alpha-beta T cell proliferation; negative regulation of type II interferon production
Cellular component (GO): nucleus; cytosol
Molecular function (GO): galactoside binding; carbohydrate binding
Source: RefSeq, a predicted model, not a curated record
ACCCAGGCUCCGGGACAAUUCUAACAGAGCUAAUACGCUUUACUGCUCCACACAGCCUUCUCAUCAUGUCCCACGGACCUACCUACAACCCACCUGUUCCAUUCAACACACAUUUUCACAGCGGCCUGAAUGAUGGGACUUUAGUGAUAAUCAGUGGCUCUGUCCUUCCAUCAGGUGACAGGUUUGCUGUAAAUUUCCAAUGUGUAAAUGAAGACAUUGCUUUCCAUUUCAAUCCUCGAUUUGAUGGUGGCCUUAUUGUCUGCAAUACCAAGGAGAAAAGCUGGGGAAAGGAAGAACACAAACGGGAGCUGCCUUUUCACAGAGGACAACCCUUUGAGAUCCGCAUACUGGUUACACAACAGGACUACAAAGUUUCUGUGAACAGAAAUCACGUUUUGGAGUAUGAUCACAGAAUUCCCAUCCAACGAGUCAAUAAUCUGUCAAUACAUGGCUGUGUCAGUUUAUCUUGUGUUGAUAUACAAGCUCCAGGGGGAGGAUUUGCUCCUCAACAAUUUCCAGGUGGAGGAAUGUACAAUCCAGCAUUCCCCCCACAGCCAUUUCCUGGAAGCAAUCCGUUUCCUGCUGCAGAACAACAUUCAACUCAUUUUGCAAUUCCGUAUAAGACGAACAUCCAUGGUGGCCUAUAUCCUAGCAAGGUCAUUGUCAUAAGUGGAGCAGUUACUGGACAUCCCAAGAGAUUUCAUGUCAACCUGAAAUUCAAUGGUGGAACUGCAUUUCACUUCAAUCCAAGAUUUGAUGAACACUCCAUCGUUCGUAACAGCAAACUGAAUGAUAGUUGGGGGAAUGAGGAGCGUCAAAUGCCCAGUUUUGGAAUAGGUUUUGCUGCUGGCCAAGGCUUUGUGAUUGAAAUCGUUUGUGAACAGCAUGCUUUCAGAGUGAAUGUUAAUGGGAAGCAUGUGUGUAAUUUUAAUCAUCGUGUGCCACUUAAUCAAAUAAACACUCUGGAAAUAGAGGGCGAUGUUGCCCUGCAGCAUGUUCAGUUUUAGAUAAUACAUCAUCUAUGGCUAUGCCAAGUCUUUCAUACCCAACUGUUUUUAACAACCUAGUACAGAAAGAACACAUAGUACAACUACAUAAAAAAAUGAUAGAGCAAAGACAGCAGACAAUAUUUAUACUGUCAGUUCUUUUAACACUUUUAAAGCCAGAUGAUUAAGUAUAGCCCGUAUAUAAAUAAUAUUUACAUUUAUUACAAUAUUUGUAAAAUUUCUACACAUAAAUAUGAUUUUAUGUGUAUAUACCACUUUUUCUUGGCUACAUAUUUUCUACUUCACACACAAGACUAACAAAUGUGUGCUUUUCAUGAAAUAAAGCCUAAACUGUAUACAUUUAUUUGAUAACGUUAUGUAUUUCUUUAACCUGUAUACCAGCAUAAAUGUUAUAGAGCGCUUUGUGUUAGUUCGUUUAUCCAUUUGCAAAGCAUACACUGUUUUGUUUUCCUUUUUGUUUUUACAUUAUUUGACUAAGAUGAAGCCUAGGAUGGGCCUAGGAUAGUCAAGGCACAAACUGAAAAACAUUGAUAUACAGACAUCUGUUUUUGUUUUUUUACAGGAUAUAUCUGAAAAAUACAAACUCUUAUGAUUUUUUUUUUCAUCAACAAACUUUUAUUUAGAAAGAACAACGUGGUAUUUUUUUACACAGUUUGUUUCAUAGGAAAGUACAAUAUAAAACUACGUGACUUAUAGUACAUGAAGGGUUUAAGUGCAGUCUUUGAACUUACAGGCAAACAGAAAAACUUCAGCAAUAACCACGAAGGGGUGGAACAUAACAGUAGAUAGUGUAUUAACAUUAUUAAAAUAAUACAGUUGUCAAUAAAAGAGUAAUGUAAUAAAAGUUUUUGAUUAUCAAGAAA